GAGUUAAAAGCCGAGAUAGAGAGACUAAAACUCAGUGAGGGAAACCAAGAGAUAAGUGCUAGAGCCUUGGCAGAAGUUGCUCUCUUGAGAGAAAAACUUAAAGAAACCCAGCGUAUGCUGGCCGAAUCAACUCGGUAAGUGCUGUAUGAAACCCAACCACAUAAUCACUGGCAAGUCUCUGCGCUGUAAAAUAGACACCAAUAGACAAGCUAACUAAAGCAACAGUGUAUAACUUUCCUUUUUCGUUAGAAACUGGCAAGAAAAACUUGCUUUAACAGAGAAGAGGAAAUCGGAAGAGGCAGAAAAACUCAAGGUAAUGGAAAAUACAAAAAACGUGUGCUAG
Messenger RNA from Porites evermanni, 343 nucleotides. NCBI's taxonomy places the organism in Eukaryota, Metazoa, Cnidaria, Anthozoa, Scleractinia, Poritidae. The record is from the annotation of a GenBank genome assembly.